GAAAAGAAAAGACACAAGAUCGGGUUACAAGAUGGCGGAUGGUUGCUUGUACUAGGUAGAAGGUUUUCGCAGAGACGUUGUUUUUGUGUAUCUAAAUGGUUAUAUAGACAGGGGUGUCUGCUUCUCCACGCUUAAAGAAAGUUAUUCCCCCCCCAAACUAAAAGAGACACUUUUUACUUCUCUAGUUAUUUCCACAACUACCGCAACGGUUUGAGCAGUUUGCUUGGAACAUGCGGGUUGAAACUGAAAGUUUAAAUCGUUGGCUUAAAAAUUAAAAUAAAAAAGAGAAGCAGUGUAAGGAGGAGGAAUCAUGUCGGAUACGCGGCGGCGGGUGAAGGUGUACACGUUGAAUGAAGACCGACAAUGGGACGACAGAGGCACCGGGCACGUCUCCUCUACCUACGUCGAGCGCCUAAAAGGAAUGGCCUUAUUGGUCCGGGCAGAGUCCGAUGGUUUCAUUUUAGGUUCACUUCUUCUGGAGUCCAAAAUAAGCCCUAACACAGCAUAUCAGAAGCAACAAGACACCUUGAUUGUUUGGUCAGAAGCUGAGAAUUAUGACUUGGCUCUGAGCUUUCAAGAAAAGGCUGGAUGUGAUGAAAUCUGGGAAAAGAUUUGUCAGGUGCAAGGAAAGGAUCCAGCAGUUGAAAUCACACAGGAACUUAUUGAUGAGUCUGAGGAGGAGCGUUUCGAAGAAAUGCCUGAAACAAGUCACCUGGUUGACCUCCCCCCUUGUGAACUUAACAAACUUGAAGAGAUAGCUGAUCUAGUAACAUCUGUUCUGUCCUCCCCGAUUCGCAGAGAAAAGCUUGCACUGGCCUUAAUGAAUGAGGGCUACAUUAAGAAACUGCUGCAGCUUUUCCAGGUUUGUGAGGACCUUGAGAACACUGAAGACCUGCACCAUUUAUAUGAAAUUGUAAGAGGAAUUUUGUUCCUCAACAAGGCAGCUCUCUUUGAGGUUAUGUUCUCGGACGACUGCAUUAUGGAUGUUGUUGGUUGUCUUGAGUACGAUCCCGCCCUAGUACAGCCAAAAAAGCACAGGGAGUUCUUAACCAAAACUGCCAAGUUUAAAGAGGUAAUACCCAUCACAGACUCUGAACUGAGGCAGAAAAUCCAUCAAACAUAUAGGGUGCAGUAUAUCCAGGACAUCAUCUUGCCAACUCCAUCUGUUUUUGAGGAGAAUUUUCUUUCAACGCUGACCUCUUUUAUUUUCUUUAACAAGGUUGAGAUUGUCAGUAUGUUGCAGGAAGAUGAGAAAUUUUUGUCUGAAGUCUUUGCACAGCUGACGGAUGAAGCAACUGAUGAUGGCAAGAGGCGUGAACUGGUUAACUUUUUCAAAGAAUUCUGUGCAUUUUCUCAAACGUUACAACCCCAGAACAGAGAUGCAUUUUUCAAGACUCUUGCUAACUUGGGAAUUCUUCCUGCUCUGGAAAUAGUAAUGGGCAUGGAUGAUUUGCAAGUGAGGGCUGCAGCAACAGAUAUCUUCUCUUAUUUGGUAGAGUUUAGUCCGUCCAUGGUACGGGAGUUUGUUAUGCAGGAAGCUCAGCAGAGUGAUGAUGACAUUCUCCUUAUAAAUGUGGUCAUUGAGCAAAUGAUAUGUGAUCCUGACCCUGAGCUUGGAGGAGCCGUUCAGUUAAUGGGACUCCUUCGUACUCUAAUUGAUCCUGAGAACAUGUUGGCACCAUCAAAUGUAAGAAAGCUUUACAGGAAAACAGAAAAGACUGAAUUUCUCAGCUUUUUCUACAAGUAUUGCAUGCAUGUACUCACUGCUCCUCUUUUGGCGAAUACAGCGGAAGAAAAAACAGGAAAAGAUGCAGUAGUUGGAUCCAACAAGAUUAGUGCAAUUUGUCCUGAUAACUUUCAGACAGCUCAGUUGCUGGCCUUAAUUCUGGAGCUGCUUACGUUCUGUGUUGAACAUCACACAUAUCACAUCAAAAACUACAUCAUGAACAAAGAUCUGUUGAGGCGGGUGUUGGUACUGAUGAACUCAAAGCAUACGUUCUUGGCCUUAUGUGCCCUGCGUUUUAUGAGGAGGAUUAUUGGCCUGAAAGAUGAGUUUUAUAAUCGCUAUAUCAUCAAAGGAAACUUGUUUGAGCCAGUCAUAAAUGCCUUGUUGGACAAUGGUACAAGGUACAAUCUUCUGAAUUCAGCAAUUAUUGAACUCUUUGAAUUUAUCAAAGUGGAGGAUAUUAAGUUACUCACUGCACACAUAAUUGACAACUUCUAUGAAACACUUGAAUCUAUUGAAUAUGUUCAGACAUUUAAAGGACUGAACACUAGAUAUGAGCAGGAGAAGGACAGACAGAAUCAAAGACUGAAUAGUGUACCCUCUACAGUGCGUAAUAACAGAUACCGCAGAGAUGCAAGGGCUUUGGAAGACGACGAAGAAAUGUGGUUUAAUGAAGAUGAAGAGGAGGAAGGUGAAGCUGUUGUACCUCCUGUAGAGAAGUCAAAGACUGAAGAUGAUUUUUCUGACAACUAUGGAAAGUUUAUUGAAGCAAAAAAAGCAGUUAAAGAAAAUGAGGACAAAGAAAACCUUCCAAAGAGGACCUCGAGUGGCAGCUUUAAGUUUACAUUUUCUCAUUCUGCUGGAGCAGCUAAUGGAACAAACAGCACCAACAGUAAAUCUGCAGCAGCACCAUCUUCACCUGCCAGCACUAACAGUUCUUCCUCAAAGACUGUCAGUUCGCCAGCUCCUGUUAUGACAAAGCAGGCAGGUUUAGUUGGGCUUGUAGAUUACCCAGAUGACGAAGAGGAAGACGACGAGGAGGAAGAAGCAUCCCCAAGAAAGCGCUCCCGUCUUGGAUCAUAAAGGACUUAGUAGAAAAUGUCAGUCGGUUUUUGAGUACAAUGGAGCAACUGUUCCACAGCUGAC
Messenger RNA from Polyodon spathula (Mississippi paddlefish), 2872 nucleotides. RefSeq names its product serine/threonine-protein phosphatase 4 regulatory subunit 3-like. Gene Ontology annotation, molecular function: protein phosphatase activator activity. The coding region runs from base 311 to 2809 and encodes 832 amino acids. Gene Ontology annotation, biological process: protein dephosphorylation; DNA damage response. The transcript is spliced from 16 exons. NCBI's taxonomy places the organism in Eukaryota, Metazoa, Chordata, Actinopteri, Acipenseriformes, Polyodontidae. The record is from RefSeq and is a predicted model, not a curated record. Gene Ontology annotation, cellular component: nucleoplasm; protein phosphatase 4 complex.